AUGGGCAACAGCUCCACCUCCGCAGCUAACCACGGCCAGCCGUCCCUGCCCAAGACCUCGUCAAGAUGCGUCCCGGAGAGCUUCACGGGGGCACACGAUUUCGAGCUGACGAAUUACCCACUGCUCGACGACGGCGUCGGCGUCGGCAAGUUCGUGAGCUCGAGCACGUUCAGCGUCGGCGGCUACGAUUGGGCCAUCAGGUUCUACCCAAACGGUUGGAAGGAAGGUUUCUGUGCCGGUAAUGUUUCAGCUUACAUAUACUGUGUCGAUCUAGCGGAGGGUGCGAGUGUGACAACAAAGUUCACCUUGAAUAUGUUGGAGAAAGAGGGUAAAGCAAAGGUAACCAACUACGGCAGGACAGGAGAGCACACCUUUUCUUUGCCAAUCAAUAUGUGCGGUUAUGGCAACUUCGCCGAGAAAUCCAAGUUGGAGUCAUUGUCACGAACGGCCAAUAAUGGGAACUUCAUUAUAAGGUGUGUUCUCACCGUGAUAAAAGAACCCCGCACCGAGAGGAGCGACCUGAUUGUCUUGGUUCCCCAGACGAAUCUGGCAGGCCAUCUCGGACGGAUGUGGAAGGAUGAACAAGGAGCAGAUGUGACAUUCAGCGUUGGGGGCCAAUUGUUCAGUGCCCACAGGUUCUUGCUGGCUGCAAGAUCUCCCGUUUUCAAGGCUGAACUCUUUGGUCCAAUGAAGGAGAAGUCAGCACAGCUCAUCAAGAUCGAUGACAUCGAGCCUCCAAUCUUUGAGGCGCUCCUUCACUUUGUGUACACAGAUUCCAUGCCAGAUGAUGAGCAUUGCAAAGAAGGCAGAACUGAAAAACUCCAGCACUUGCUAGUUGCCGCCGAUCGAUACGGACUGGACAGGUUGAAGGUGCUUUGUGAAAGCGAGCUAUCUAAGAGCAUUGACGCGAAGACUGUCGCGACAACAUUGGUUUUAGCAGAGCAACACCAUUGUAAGGUUCUUAAAGAAGCUUGCCUUGAGUUUAUGGUUCCACCGAAUGUGCUACGAGCUGUCAUGGCAACUGAUGGGUUCAGGCACUUGCUAGCAAGCUGUCCUUUGGUCACGAUGGAGAUACUGGACAAGAUGUGCCGUAGUGAGUAGUCCCUUUGAGAGGUUAAACAAUCACAUGCUUAAUUUAUUAUGAUGCUUAAUUAAUUACAUGUACUUUGUACUUUAAUUA
Molecule: messenger RNA, 1180 nt
Organism: Brachypodium distachyon (stiff brome)
Lineage: Eukaryota; Viridiplantae; Streptophyta; Magnoliopsida; Poales; Poaceae
Product: BTB/POZ and MATH domain-containing protein 2
Exons: 1
Coding region: 1-1101 (366 amino acids)
Biological process (GO): protein ubiquitination
Molecular function (GO): protein binding
Source: RefSeq, a predicted model, not a curated record